Molecule: messenger RNA, 378 nt
Organism: Penicillium bovifimosum
Lineage: Eukaryota; Fungi; Ascomycota; Eurotiomycetes; Eurotiales; Aspergillaceae
Exons: 1
Coding region: 1-378 (125 amino acids)
Source: RefSeq, a predicted model, not a curated record
AUGGAUAUUCCCCGGAUCCAAACACCAACCGGGGAAGUUGGAACGAAGCCCGCCUCCUUCGCGGAGGUCGCCAGCCGGACCCCGAAAAACGCUUGGACCAGGUCAAGACCGUCCCCCCUCGGCCCCCGAUGGCGCGCAGCGGCCCCGCGCUGCCGCCAACACAGAAAGAGGACCGCCGCCGGCCGGGUCCUCAUCACUUUGAACACGGAGAGCAGGUGUGUUGGUGUGCUUGGUACGAUUAUGGGUGGCAGUGUGGAGCCAUCGUUUGUGUACUGCAGCACUGCAGCUCGCCUAGCCUUGACAGUUGUCUGUCCCUCGCAUUCAGCACCCGUAUUGGGAUUGAAACGUUCGCCCACACCGCUCCUAUGGGUGGACUGA